Tilletiopsis washingtonensis is the source of this 2464-nucleotide messenger RNA. RefSeq lists its product as hypothetical. The transcript is spliced from 5 exons. The record is from RefSeq and is a predicted model, not a curated record. NCBI's taxonomy places the organism in Eukaryota, Fungi, Basidiomycota, Exobasidiomycetes, Entylomatales. The coding region runs from base 260 to 2404 and encodes 714 amino acids. Gene Ontology annotation, biological process: cristae formation.
GCCGUGCACUCUCGCCGACCUUGCACCUGCGCGCUGCUGCCAGCUCAGUGCGCCGCAGAACUCCUGCCAGCUGCAGCGCAACGCACCCGACCUCUCGCCCGCUGCUGGAGCUGCUGCACGGCGGCGUGCGCGGGUCCGAGGCCUGCCUGCUCUGCAGGAGCGCAGCGAGGCACAGCUGCACUUCGCCCCUCCGCACCUUGGCAGCGCAGCCCGCUCGGGUGGCUGAUACGCUCGUGUCCGCACCGCGGCAGCUCAGACCAUGUCCUCCGCUCCCACCGCGCCAGACGGCGAGUACGACCCCUAUGCUCCCGUGCAGUGGGCCGAGUCUUCCAGCGAGCAGCACGGGCAGCGGCCGCAGCAGCAGCGGCAGGCGCCGCAGCCGGAGCGCAGCGAAUCGCAGCGGCAUCCGCACGCCCAGGAGCAGGUGCCGCCGCGCCGCCCUCCUGGGCAGUCCGCAACCGCGAGCACGUCUCGGCGCACGCCGCCCACGACCGCCCUGCCGGCGCACGCUUCCAUCGACGUGCCAGAGGAGCCGGCGUUUGGCGGACGGCCAUUCGCCGAGGCGCAUCGCCUGCGCAAUGCGCGCGAUCCGCCGACAGACGCGUCGUCUGAGCAGCAGCGUGAUCACGAAGAAGAACAGGACCUGUACAGCAUCCUGAACGUCCCGAAUGACGCAAGCAGCGAGGCCAUCCGCGAGGCCUGGCGCAGCGUCGCCGUCAUGCUUCACCCCGACAAGCAGCCCACGCCGGCUCUCAAGACACGCGCCGAGUCGCAGUUCCGCGCAGCACAGCGCGCCUACGAGGUGCUCUCCGACCCCGAGACGCGCGCGGUGUACGACGCUCUGGGCCAUCGGGGCCUGACGCACUCGUGGGCCCUGACAACGACGCGCGGGACGAGUCCGCAGGACUUGAUGCGGGAGCUGGAGCAGGCGAGCAUGCGCAAGGCCGCAGAAGACGCAGAGGCGCUGGUGAAGAACAAGAGCGACGUCGAGAUGCGCAUCGACGCCUCGACGCUCUUCUGCGACGCCGCGCGCGUGCCGAGAAUCGACCCGCAGGCGCCCGCCACGUUCGGCGACCGCUUCCACCGCGUCGGCACGACGCAGCUCAGCGCGCGGCACGGCUUCGACGUGCCCCUCACGCAGCACACGAGUGCCAAUGUCGCCGCGCAGAUGGUCAGCCGCGGCCGCGUGGGCGGCGGCAACCUAGUCGGCACCAUCAAGACUCAGUGGCGCCCGCAGCUCUGGACGGAGCUGACGGCCACGGCGAUCCGCCCGCACAUGGGCUCGCUGAAGGCGCAGUGGGACGUCAGCCAGCAAACCUUCUUUGCAUUGGCAGCGUCGCAGCAGACGCUUGCUGCGCCUCCAGUCAUCGCGCUGACGUAUGGCCAGCGGCUGAGUCCCUCGGCGCCGCUCAUGGGCUUCACGUCGUUCAAGACGGGACACUACACGCUCGGCGCAUGGGGCGCGGCGCUUCCGCUCAUGGCACGCGAGCCGCCGUCGAUCUCAGUCGGCAUGACGUCGCAGGACGGCGCCGACUCUGGCUGGACCGUCCAGUCGUCGCUAGCUCUGCAGAAUCAGGGCCUCUCGGUGAACUGGGCGCGCCGCGUCGCACUGCUGGGCGGAGCGCGCAUUAGCACGGGCCUCGACUUUGGCACCGCGUCGGGCGUGGAGGCCUUCUUCAACACCGAGCGGCGCAUCACAGAAACGCUUCGCGUGACGGUGGGCGUCUCGACUGGGCUGCCGCGGGGCGGCGUGACGCUCAACAUCAAGGCCAACCGCCUGGGUCAGAAGGUCUCGGUGCCCAUCCUGAUGGCGCCCGAGUAUCGCUCGGACGUCGUCGGCGCAUGCAUCGUCCUGCCAGUACUUGGCUUCGUCGCGCUGGAGCACCUGUACCUCCGGCCGGCGAAGCGAGCACGGAUCACCGACCGCCUGCGUACGCUGCGCGAGAAGAACCGCGACGUGAUCGUGGAGCGCCGCGUUGCUGCCCAGGAGGCGCAGGAGGUCAUGUUCGCCAGCACGCGGACCAAGGCGCGCCGAGCGUGGCAGCAGGGCGGCCUCGUCGUGCUCGAGGCGUGGUACGGCCGCCGCCAGCACUUUCCGCAGGCGACGGACGGCGACCCGCAGGCUCUGUAUGAAAGCGUAUGGGAGCACGCCGCGGCCGAUCAGUCGCCAGCCAGUGCGCUCGAGGGUGAUGUGUGGGACGUGCGAGUGCCGCUCCAGGCGCUCAUCAGCAAAGGCCAGCUGCUUGUGCCGGGCGGGCGGGCAAAGUCGUCGCUGCUCGGCUUCUACGACCCGUGCAUGGGCGAGCGCAAGCACCUCUUUGUCCGCUACAGCUUCCGCGGGCGGAUGCACGAGACCAUCGUGGGCGACACGGAGGAGUUCGCGGCGCCGCUGCGCGACCCCUAGCGAUGACCUGCACGCACUUUGACUCCUCGCACUGCGCAAUGCCACCACUUGAUCAGCCGC